AACAGCCCUGAGCAAGCUAAACAGUAAAAACAGUACUCUCUGCUUGACAUUGUGUUUGAUCAUGAUAUUUACAGAAAACAAUCUUAAUCAAGUUGAACAGGAUAUAUAACAACUAAACAGAGUGAAGUAUUUCUGUAUAUAAAGGCGUCGCAAAUCAUUCAUUCCUCUCCAUCAUCAUCAAAACACAUACAUACACAAACCCACAACACAACACACCAAUAAUCAUGUCAUCCCCAAACAGCUGGCAAAGCAAUCUCUACGGAGAUCGAGCCCCCUCCCGUACCGGACCAAGUGCCGGGCCGGAAAGCUCCCCAUACAACUCCUCUCCUGGCCCUGGUUGGGGUGAGCGAGACCGCUAUACUAACCCUAGAGAGAAUAUCCCAUAUGGAGCAGACAGAGGUGGUAGAGGUCCUUACCGUAGUCCUUACUUCUCAUCCGCUAUUCCGUAUGGUGCUGACACGGGAUACAGCAAUAGACGUCCUUCCCCACCCCCAUAUCGAGCUCCCGUAGCUGAUAUGGGAUACGGAGGCGAGUCUGGUCGGUUCUCUUCCGAUACUCCAUAUCGCGCUCCUGUAGCCGAUAUGGUAUACAGCAGAAGCACCUCCCGUCGUCCCUCCAAACCCGAUCUCCCAUAUCGUGCUCCUGUAGCUGAUAUGGGAUACGGAAGUGACCGUCCUCAGUACUCAUCUGACAUCCCAUAUCGCGCUCCUGUAGCAGAAAUGGGUUACAGCAGAAGAAGCAUCACUCCUCCCUCCACACCUAGUCUCCCAUAUCGUGCUCCAGUAGCAGACAUGGGAUACGGUACCUUCGGCCCGUAUAGCGUCAGCCCCAGCCGACCUCGAGCAAACACCAACGCUGACCCAUAUCGCAGUCCUGGAGCCUAUCCUCAAUACCUAGAUAGAGAUCCUCUCGACAUCAGAGAGCGAGAUACCCGUAGUCGUAGCCCAGAUCAAUAUCGGAGACGAUAUUACGAUGAUGGGCCGAGAAGACGAGAGUGGUAAGUCAGUGUGUAAACUAAGUCGGUGAGUCAUCCCCAAACCAUUUUCCUUUGUAAGUGAGCAAGUGGCUCGUCAACAGAGAAAAGUAGAAAAUAAUC
Molecule: messenger RNA, 1096 nt
Organism: Mollisia scopiformis
Lineage: Eukaryota; Fungi; Ascomycota; Leotiomycetes; Helotiales; Mollisiaceae
Exons: 1
Coding region: 225-1001 (258 amino acids)
Source: RefSeq, a predicted model, not a curated record